Molecule: messenger RNA, 1215 nt
Organism: Acanthosepion pharaonis
Lineage: Eukaryota; Metazoa; Mollusca; Cephalopoda; Sepiida; Sepiidae
Source: the annotation of a GenBank genome assembly
AUGCUUCAACACAUGACUGAUGAACAAAAGUUUAAUUUGUCAGCAAAACUUAACCAAGAAAUUUUGGCUGGAGUUGUCGAUGGAAUUAUUCCUCUGGACACAGAAGGUGUUAUAGUGCUUCAGGAUACACUGGUUAUUCUUGGUUGCAAAGAGAUCAAACUGUCUUUGAUUGUCAACAAGACACCUGAUGAGAAUAUGGAUGAAGAGGACAUGGCUGCCGCUGUAAUUGCAACUGCAAAGAAAAAUCUAAUUACACAGGUGAUGAAAAAAAAUGUAAUUGAAAAUAUUGUGCCAAUUGUCACAUCACUGAAACAUCUUCUGGAAACUAAACGCUCACCUGUGCUGAAAGAACUGAUGCUUUAUCUCCGGGAAUUGGUAAAGGAUUUCAAGAAUGAAAUCAAAGAAAUCCUUAUCUCUGACAAACAGCUUGCCAAUGAAAUUGAAUUUGAUUUGCGCAAAUUUGAAGAACAGCAGAAACUUGAAGAACUCCAGCUGCAACGGCAACCAUCUCCCUUGCCUGACUUGAAUGUUAAUCGUAGAAUGAGCAUUUCUUGUGCUGUAGCUCCACCACCACCACCAGCCGUAACGGUAGAAACUGCAAACCAAUCCGACAAAUCUCCUGUCAAUCAGCUUGUCCCCAGCAUUGCCACAAUAUCGUUGUCAAAACAAGCCAUAUUGAACUCUGCCAAGAAAUCCCUUCAAAGAAUUCAAAUGGCUAGUAAUGAACGACGUUCUUCAUUGUCUGCAAAUGUUAAUAUGAGCCCUACAAAUUCAGGAGGGAGCCCACAUAACAGUCCAAAUAGAGACACAUCUCGCCAUGUGUCGAAAGAGAAUACAUCACCAGUAGACAGAGGCAUGUCUCGUGCUGUAAGUACACCAUUCCCAGAUCGAUGUAAGAAUAUCACAUUUGGUUCUGACCAGAAUAUUUCCCUGGUUCCACCAUCACCAAUUCAUCAGAACAAUGCAUCUUUAUGUGAUUUGUUUGAUUCAGACUCUAUCAAAACACCAUUAUUAAAUCAAAUUGCAAGUGAAGGUAACUCGGAUAUAAUCCAUUUGAAGUCACCAGACAGAAUCAAAGCACCACCGAAAAUUUGGAAAAUCACUCCAAAUAAAUGUAUACCCAAACCUGAGACUACAAAUGGAGUGGAUUCAGAAGAUCCAAAUGUGUCUGCAGGAAUUCGAAAAAUACGAGCAAUUCGCUUAAGUUAUAAAUAA